Molecule: messenger RNA, 284 nt
Organism: Pyrgilauda ruficollis (rufous-necked snowfinch)
Lineage: Eukaryota; Metazoa; Chordata; Aves; Passeriformes; Passeridae
Product: RAS protein activator like-3-like
Exons: 2
Source: RefSeq, a predicted model, not a curated record
AUGACCUUCAUGAACGCCUUCCUGGAGCAGAACUGGGCCACCAUGACCGAGUUCCUGCAGGCCGUGGCCACCCCAGAGGCCAGCGCCCACAUGGCCACCUACGAGGGCUACGUGGACCUGGCCCUGGAGCUCGCCACGCUCCACCUGCUGCUCUGUGACAUCUUCUCCAGCCUCGACCAGGCCACGCAGGAGGAGCUGGAGCCGCUGCCCACCAUCCUCAGGGCCAUCAGGGAGGGGACACCUGUCCCCGUGUCUGUCCGCCUCAGCUCCACCGCCAGGGGAAG